Molecule: messenger RNA, 498 nt
Organism: Striga hermonthica
Lineage: Eukaryota; Viridiplantae; Streptophyta; Magnoliopsida; Lamiales; Orobanchaceae
Source: the annotation of a GenBank genome assembly
AUGAGUUUCGCCACCACCGCGACCCGUCAGUCUUCUUCCCGGCCUCCGCGUUCCUCUGCUUCUUCUCGACAGUGCCAUCUCUGUGGGCGAUCUGGACAUGAAGCCCAAAAUUGUUUUCGGGUCAAACCUUGCCCUCACUGCAACCGGACGGGUCAUGAUCCUCGUCGCUGCUUCGAGGUCGUCGGAUAUCCGGCGGGCUGGUCCGGCAAGUCCUCUUCCACAGGCGCACCUCCGGCGGGGCAGGGACGAUCGAAUAACGCCGCGUCGUCUUCUGCUGGAAAUGAGCGAGGGUUAAUUCCCUCUAAUUCUGCUAAGGCACACGCUACCAGUUUUGCUGGGGCUAAUUCUGUUGGGCCUAGUCUUGUUGGGCCUGGUAAUGUGGGUUCUUCUCUUCAAUUUGGUACUUAUGGUGCUAAUAAUGUCCCGGCUGCUACAGCAUCAAUGCUAGCUCGUCAAGGUUGGGAUUCUGACCGGGCUAUCCGGACUUAUAACCCUUAG